Messenger RNA from Papaver somniferum (opium poppy), 1326 nucleotides. RefSeq lists its product as uncharacterized. The record is from RefSeq and is a predicted model, not a curated record. The coding region runs from base 1 to 1326 and encodes 441 amino acids. NCBI's taxonomy places the organism in Eukaryota, Viridiplantae, Streptophyta, Magnoliopsida, Ranunculales, Papaveraceae. The transcript has 2 exons.
AUGAAAGAUGAGUAUACUGCUUUGAGAGAUAACGACACAUGGGAUUAUGUGGCACCUGAGCCACACAUGAACGUUUUAGGUUCUAAAUGGGUCUAUAAGGUCAAACAGAAAGUUGAUGGUACUAUCGACAGACUGAAGUCUAGAUUAGUUGCAAAGGGUUAUGAUCAACAAGAUGGAAUAUAUUUUAAUGAAACCUUUAGCCCUGUUGUUAAAUGUACCACUGUUAGAGUUGUGUUAUGCAUGGCAAUUACAUACAAUUGGCAGAUUAGACAAUUAGAUGUUAGUAAUGCUUUCCUUCAUGGAUUCUUAGAUAAAGAUAUUUACAUGUCACAGCCUCAGGGGUUUAUAAAUCCAUAUUAUCCUUCAAAUUAUAAAUCAGUCUCAGAUAAUUCUAUGUUUGUGUGUACUUCUAAAGAUGGUAUGUUGGUGUUACUUUUAUAUGUGGAUGAUAUUUUACUCACAGGAAGCUCUUCCAUUUUGAUGAAUGAUCUGAUUAUCUCUUUAAGGAAAGAGUUUGCUAUGAAAGAAUUGGAAGAGUUAGGAUAUUUUCUUGGGUUAGAAGCUGUUAGAAAUCCUACCUCAAUAACUCUCACUCAAAAUAAGUAUACUUUAGAGUUAUUAGACAAGGCAAAGUUGUUGGAUUCUAAGCCCUGUGAUACUCCAGUUGUUAAGGGAGCAAGGUUGUCUAUUCAUGAUGGAGUUAAACUUGAUAAUGUAACUGACUAUAGAGCAAUAGUGGGUGGAUUACAAUAUCUAACUAUGAAAAGGCCUGACAUAUGUUUUGUUGUUAAUUAUGUGUCACAAUUUAUGCAUUUUCCAUCAGAUUUACAUCUUCAGCUAGUCAAAAGAAUUCUGAGGUAUUUGAAAGGCACUAUAGGUCUGGGAAUUACUUUAACUAAAGGUAGUCUGUGUGCUUUGAAGGCUUUUACAGACUCUGACUGGGAUGGUUGUCCAGAUACUAGAAGAUCCACCUCAGGUUUUGCUGUGUUUUUGGGUCCUAAUCUUGUGUCAUGGUCUUCUAAGAAGCAGCCCACAAUAUCAAAGUCAUCUGCAGAAGCUGAAUAUAAGUGUUUAUCUGUUGCUUCUGCUGAAUUAAAAUGGAUUUCAUAUAUUCUUGCUGAUCUACAUGUUAAACUUGAUUCUCCAGCUUUACUUCUCUGUGAAAAUAUUAGUGCUUUGGCUACUAAUCCUGUUUUUCAAGCCAGGACAAAACAUAUAGAGAUUCAAUAUCAUACAGUAAGGGAGUUGGUGGAUGAAGGCUUCUUGGAGUUGCAUCAUAUUACUUCUGAAAAUCAAAUUGCAUACUUAUUCAUUAAGGGUUUAUGA